Molecule: messenger RNA, 2725 nt
Organism: Bubalus bubalis (water buffalo)
Lineage: Eukaryota; Metazoa; Chordata; Mammalia; Artiodactyla; Bovidae
Gene: IL15RA
Product: interleukin 15 receptor subunit alpha
Exons: 7
Coding region: 715-1578 (287 amino acids)
Biological process (GO): interleukin-15-mediated signaling pathway
Cellular component (GO): plasma membrane
Molecular function (GO): interleukin-15 receptor activity
Source: RefSeq, a predicted model, not a curated record
CGUUGGGUCAGGCAGCUCCGGGUGCGCGCCAGGUCUGGGCCUGGACACACAGGGCAGGUGACCAAGCCAGCCACGCGGGGCGACAGCCCAGUUGUCACCCAGCGUCACAGGCCCGGACCGGCAGGGCGUGGGGCCGCUCGUUCGCAGGCAGCCCAAGGUCCAGGCCGUCUAAGUCAGAGCGACAGACGCACACAAGCCAGGGGAGGUGACAGAGUGGAGUGGAAGCCAGGUGUGACGCCCACCGGCCGUGUUUACGGGAACGAGUCGGUUUCUCCCAUUCCCUCUGCGCGGGGACACGCGACGGAAUAAACCGCUGGGGACACCAGGGGCUGGAGGGCACAGCCGGCGAGGACUCCGGGCCUCCGCGGGGCACAGUCCGGGCCUCCGCGGGGCACAGUCCGGGUCCCCGUCCGGCCGCGGCCGGAGGCGCUGCGGGGACUCGGCGGCGGCGCGGGGGUCACGGCGCCGCCUGGGUUUUUUCCAGGGGAGGGGGCGGGGAUGCUGAGUCACGGAACUGUCACCGCUUCUCACCUCUCUCCUGCCCUCGGGGGCUAAAGCAAAAGCGAAAGCGAAUGCGGCUCGCGGGGCGGCCAGUCUGGAGCUGCGGCCCGCCGCCUCCCCCAGGCCGUGGGCAUCUGAGCGCCCCGGCGGCUGGGCGUCCCGGCCGGGGCGAGCCCGGGAGGCUGCCGGCGGGGGCGCGGCCGAAGUCUGGCCAUGUCCGGGCGGCUCCGGGGCCGCGGGGCCGGCGCCCUCCCCGCGCUGGGGCUGCUGCUGCUACUACUGCUGCUCGGAUCUUCGGCCACGCCGGGCAUCACCUGCCCGACUCCCACAUCCGUGGAGCAUGCAGACAUCCAGGUCAAGAGUUACAGCAUCAACUCCAGGGAGCGGUAUGUUUGUAAUUCUGGCUUCAAGCGUAAAGCUGGGACCUCCAGCUUGACCCAGUGUGUGUUUAACGAGACCGCGAAAGUCGCCCACUGGACCACUCCCAACCUCAAGUGCAUCAGAGACCCCUCCCUGAGUCACCAAAGGCCACCCUCCACAGCAGCGCCGACAGGGUUGACCCCAGAGCCAGAGAGCCCCACCCCCUCCGGAAAAGAGCCAGAUCUUACUUCCAAGUCAGACACCAAAGUGGCCACAAGGCCAGCUACUGGACCAGGCUCCAGGCUGCCGUCCACAGCUCCUCCUGUGGGAACCACAGGGGUAGUCAGUAAGGAGACCACCUACGUCCCAGCUCAGACAGCAGCCAAGGCUCCGGAACACACAUACCCGGCCUUGCAGGACACGCCCGGUGCGUAUCAGUACAAUCCCAGAGUUGUGACCGCCGUCUCCACAACUGUCACCGUGCUCUUUGUAGUAUGCCUGGUGUUUCUUCUGGGACGUUGCCUGUGGUCAAGGCGAGCCCACCAGACACCGGGUGUUGAGAUGGAGAGCAUGGAGAGUGUGCCAAUGACCACAGGGGCCGAUGCCAGAGGGGAGGACACGGAAAUCCACCCGCAUGGCCUAGGAGGCUCUGGGGACGCCGAGACCAGCAGCGGCCGCAGUGAAGGCCCAGCUCUUCCCCAGUCAGAGAGGACCUAGGGAAGACUUGGGGCGCUGGUCCCAGGGGAAAGACCCCCAGGGUGAGGAAACAUCCGGCCAUCAUCUUACCAACGGCCCAGCUCAAGCAUCGCCCUUACCGGUGGGUUCUCUGGGCUCAGGACAAAUGCCCGCCGUCCGCCUGCCUUGCCUGCCUGUCCUGGGCGUAAGGCCCAGUUCCCAAAGUCCCAGCUGUCAACAGUUACCCGGGAGGGAGUGAAGGCCUCAGGGCUUCCUAUCAGGGCUUUUAUUUCAUCAUGACAUCUAUUCAGGACAGCUUGUCCACUCGAUUCAAUCCCAUUCCUCAGCCUGACCUGCAGGUUACAAAGAGAAGAAACCCACCCGAGGCUCCAAGUGAACUACCAGACUCCUCCUGGAUUGGGAGGUGUUAACAAGGAUGACACCAGCAUUUCAACUUGUAAAACCUUCUCUCGGCCAGGUGCUCUGCGUGCAUGGAAAGGGAGCAGAGAGAGACUGUGCCUAGUGGCUCCUCUAGAUUUAAGGAUUCAGAAAGAAGAAAAGUUGUUGACGUUUUUCUAUAGAUGUGCAUUUAUAUUUAUAUCCUAGUCUUUUAUAUCUACGUAUUGUAAGAUUUGUAUUUUUAAAUUUGUUCCUUGUACAAACAAUAUAAAAUGUCUAUUUUCAAUAAAAAAAAAAAAAAAAAAGAUUGCACUGAAAGAACCACUGACGAGAAAUGUACCAGAAAGAAAAAAAGGAGAUCAGGAAUGCAGAGUCCCGCAUGACUGAGGUCAGCUUUUCUGAAAGGAGGAAAAAGUCUUGCCUGCAGCCAAGUCGGACUGUGGCUUUGGAGAAUUUCCGGUAGCGUUUCCACUUGAGAAGCACGUGCGUGUCUGCUGCACACGCUGUCCCUGUGUUCUUUCCUUCUUUGGUGUUUAUGUUUGUUUAUAAAAUCAUGGGCCUUGUCCCAGCUCUUCAUUUUACAGAUGGGAAAACUGAGACCUAGAGAAGUGACUUGCCCAUUUACUCAUGCAGAGUCUGCACAGAGUCGGAUGGGGGCAGGUACAGGGGCGGGACUGUAAAUCAGGUGUCAGCCGCCCCAUCACAUGGCCAGGGUAGCCAGGAUGGGGAGGUGGAUUGGAGGCAGAGCAACCAGUCCACCCGCUGCUGGGGCUCUCAGAGUGUUCUUUUU